GCCUCAGUCAGGUUUGCGAUCUGCUCGCGAUCGGAAGGAUCGAUUUAUACGUACAUACAUAGGAUAGAUAGAGCGAACCACGGUAGCUCCGUACAGGAGAUCCGUAUCGUUCCGUUUCUGCGCGCGACACGGUGUGCAUCGUUUUCCCCGAAUCGGGCCCUGCAGUUUCCAUUCAAUUAUGGACUAUAGUUUCUGUUGAGUUUUCUCGUUGUGAAUCGCAGGUCGAAUUCGUUUCAUUCGCGAUGGGAAGCCCGCAUUCGAAGGAUGCCCGUAACAAACAACGAACUUGCAAGGUGAUCCACGGCAGUAGUCGGUCAGUCUGCAACGGCAAAUCUCCGAGCAUGUCGAGCCUCGAGAGGGAUCAGCUUGGCAGUCGAGGAAACGGCGAUGCCCUGUGCGCCGGCAUGAUUCGCGGCAUGGAUCAUCUGAAGAACCCCCAAUUGAACAAGGGGAUGGCAUUUACCAUCGAGGAGAGGCAAACCCUGGGUAUACACGGUCUCCUGCCAGCGGUCGUGAAAACUCAGGACGAACAAUUGGAGCUGUGUCGUCUGAAUCUCGAUCGUUAUCCCGACGAUCUAUCGAAGUACAUCUAUCUGAUAGGUCUACUCGAUAGGAACGAGAAACUGUUCUACCGUUUGCUAGGAGACGAUGUAGCGAAAAUGAUGCCUCUGGUGUACACUCCCACGGUGGGUCUGGCUUGUCAAAAGUUCGGUUUGAUCUACCGUAGACCCCGUGGUUUGUUCAUCAGCAUACACGACAAGGGACACGUGUACGACGUUUUGAAAAAUUGGCCGGAACACGAUGUGCGCGCCAUCGUCGUUACGGACGGAGAAAGAAUACUUGGUUUGGGCGAUUUGGGGGCGUACGGCAUGGGAAUCCCCAUCGGCAAGCUGUCCCUGUACACCGCGUUGGCUGGCAUCAAGCCUAACCAGUGUCUUCCCAUCACUUUGGAUGUCGGAACGAAUACUCAGCUUUUGUUGGACGAUCCGCUCUACAUCGGUCACAGACACAGACGCGUCACUGGCCAGGAGUACAACGACUUCGUGGACGAGCUCAUGAGCGCAGUGGUCAAACGAUACGGUCAAAAUACUCUGAUUCAAUUCGAGGAUUUCGGCAAUGCCAAUGCGUUCAGGUUACUGAGCAAGUAUCGCGAUCGCUACUGCACCUUCAACGACGACAUCCAAGGAACUGCUUCGGUCGCUGUCGCCGGCUUGUUGGCGUCCCUUCGUGUCACAGGCACGAAACUUUCGGACAACACGAUCGUUUUCCAGGGUGCCGGGGAGGCAUCGUUGGGUAUCGCGUGGCUGUGCGCGAUGGCAAUGAUGGACGAAGGCGUCACCGAGGAGCAAGCCAAGAGCAAGAUAUGGAUGGUAGACUCGAAAGGAUUGAUCGUGAAGGACCGUCCAAGCGGCGGGAUAACCGAACAUAAGUUGCACUUUGCACGUGGCGAUGCGCCAAUCGACACGUUGUUGGAGGUGGUGAAAACAGCGAAACCAACGGUUCUCAUUGGCGCUGCCGCGGUGGGCGGCGCUUUCACGACCGAAAUCCUGGAAGAAAUGGGAAAGAACAACGACAAACCGGUGAUUUUCGCCCUCAGCAAUCCGACCAGCAAAGCAGAAUGUACCGCCGAGGAAGCGUACGUUGCUACGAAGGGAAAAUGCAUAUUUGCCAGUGGAUCGCCUUUCUCUCCGGUGACCUACGAAGGCAAGACUUUCAACCCUGGCCAAGGGAAUAACAGCUACAUCUUCCCCGGCGUUGCGUUGGGAGUUAUAUGCGUCGGUAUGCGCACAAUUCCUGAAGAAGUGUUCCUAGUGUCUGCCAGAAAGUUGGCCGACAUAGUCUCGCAAGAAGACUUGGACUCUGGAAACCUGUAUCCACCGUUGCAGGACAUUCAGAAGUGUUCGUUGAAGAUAGCCGUCGAGGUCGCGAAAUACGCCUACGAGAACAAGCUUGCAUCGGUUUAUCCGGAGCCGAAAGAUCUCAAGGAGUUCAUCGAGGCACAACUGUACGACACAUGUUACAAACCGUCUGUACCCCCGGUAUACGCCUGGCCUCAGUAAUUCAGUCGGGCGCACGGUUUUAACUAUGAAAACGAUAUGUUGACGAUUAUAAAUCUUCCGACUGUUAGGUAUCGCUUCCGAUAAAAUCCAAAUAUGUUGAAUACUCGCAUGUCGCGUAUUUCACAACAUUGUCUUUUUUUUUAUUCGGCAUUAGAUUCCGAGAGAUAACCUGUUGAGCAGGAUCGUAUGUAGCCGAUUAACGAGUUCCGUGCACGUGUGUAAGAGAGGAUAUAUGUUGCGUGAGUGUUGCAUACUAAGGCAAAUAUCGGUGUUUCCGUUCGUGUGAGUCGUCGAUCGCGUUAAAUUAUUAUUGGGAUGAAGCUUAAAUCAACUGGUUGAAUUAAUAAAAAGUUCGUAUGAUUAUUUGAAA
This is a messenger RNA of Megalopta genalis, 2430 nucleotides long. The record is from RefSeq and is a predicted model, not a curated record. Lineage: Eukaryota; Metazoa; Arthropoda; Insecta; Hymenoptera; Halictidae.